GCGAGCAGCACGUAGUCAAUAGUCUUGCAACUCUUCAAGAACUUUUCAGCAUUGUUGGACUUUGUCGUUUUUAUUUUUCGGACAAUAAACGGGUGUCCUCGUUGAGAAUGGACGAUAUCCAGGUUGAGUCGAAGCCUCUGAUUGUGGACAAGGAUUUGCAGGGGCUGAGGGAGGCUGUCCAGAAAUUGGAAAUCAAGGAACAUGACGUGGAGACGCCGUAUGGCAGAAUCCACUGUACCAUGAAAGGAGUUCCUAAGGCUGACCGGCCCGUCAUCCUCACCUUUCACGAUAUUGGACUGAACCACAAAAGCUGCUUCGACACCUUGUUCAGCCAUGAGGAUAUGCAGGAGAUCAUGCAGCACUUUGCUGUUUGUCAUGUCGAUGCCCCAGGACAGCAAGAAGGAGCCAAUACAUUCUCCACUGGAUAUGAGUACCCAUCCAUGGAUCAGCUCUCUGAGACUCUUCCAUCAAUCCUGAAACAUUUUGGACUGAAGAGUGUGAUCGGCAUGGCUAUUGGAGCCGGUGCUUACAUACUUUCUAAAUUUGCUUUGGAUUACCCUGCUAUGGUGGAAGGCCUCGUGCUAAUAAACAUCAACCCAUGUGCUGAAGGCUGGAUGGAUUGGGCCGCACACAAAAUCUCUGGUUGGACUCAUGCUAUGCCUGACAUGAUCAUCUCUCACUUGUUUGGAAAGGAGGAAAUUCAGCAGAACCAUGACCUCAUUGGCAGGUACCGUCACCACAUUGUGAAUGAAAUGAACCAGUACAAUCUGCAGCUCUUUGUCAAGUCAUACACCAGCCGAAGAGACCUGGAAAUUGAAAGGCCUGUACCUGGUGGCCACAUCAAUGCCAGAACCCUAAAGUGUCCUGCACUACUGGUGGUUGGAGACAGUUCUCCUGCUGUGGAUGCUGUGGUCGAGUGCAACACAAAGCUGGACCCGACCAAAACCACACUGCUUAAGAUGGCUGACUGUGGAGGCCUGCCUCAGGUCGACCAGCCUGGGAAGCUAACAGAGGCUUUCAAGUACUUCAUUCAGGGCAUGGGCUACAUGCCCUCUGCCAGCAUGACCCGCCUGGUCCGCUCCCGCACCGCAUCCGGAUCCAGCAUCACCUCCUUUGACGGCAACCGCAGCAGGUCACACACCAACGAGGGCAACCGCAGCCGCUCGCACACCAACGAGGGCCGAGCCCGAGCUCACACCUCCGAAAACCAGCGCGGGCGCUCGCACACCGACAACAUGGACAGUUCUGUGGACCAGACCCCCAAGUCCACCGAAGUGUCCUGUUAGACUCACACGCAUGCAUUAUAAACCAAUCUGUUCUGACUGUGCUGCGCUGCCACUAACUCACACACGCACGCCGUUUCCCUCUCUUUUCAGUAGUCCGAGAGCAUUUACGCCAAAGUGUGCUUAAGACUAGAUUUCCUCAGGGGGAAGCGCUGAGUUUCUGAGGGAGUGGAUGGAGAUUUUCCACUCUGCACAAUGGCUGUCUUGUUGGUGGUGGUGUUGUUGUUGUUGUUGUUGUUAGAGGCAAUGCAGCACAGAGACAUCGUGAUGGUCAUCAUCCAAGUAAGAUGGCCAGGUUUUAUUUUUUUGGUUUGUUUUGGUUGUUGAUCUGUAGUCUGCAAUUUGUUUUCUCUCAUUAUACCACAUUUUACAUGCUAGUUUGAGUGCAUAAUUAGUUGUAUAAUCUGUAUAUGCUGAAUGGACCUUGUUGACUGGAAGAGGGAUUGCUUGACAACAGAGUAGAGAUGAAUUUCCUUUUUUUUUUUUUUUUCUUCAUGAUGCUAACCUUCCUAAGUGUUGACCUGCGUUUUCCAUGUUGGGAGUGUCCUGUUAUUUUGGGUUGUAUUUGUAACUUUGUGAUUGACGCUCUUAAAAGUGAUUUUAAAUGAUUUGUAUGGGGUCAAAUGAAUUUUGAGAUUAGUUCAAAUUUAACCAAUUUGUAGAUAUAAGAAUAUAAGACAAUGGCUGUAUAUGAGUAUUAUAAUAUUUUGUUUGUUUAUAACUUUUAUGAUAAUGAUGAUGAUGAUGAUGAUUUCUAUGCAAUCAAGCACAACAGAACAAAUGUGCCAUGGAUUCCUCUACUGGGACUGGAUGCUUUUUUUGUUUUCUCAAGGCUUUGAAAGAGUGAAGGAUCGCUCGGAAAGAGAUGAAUAGAAGCAACUCACCUGCUCUUCCACACACACAGACACACACACACAUACACUAAAAUAAAUGCUUGCAGCUUGGUAAGGCACCUCGCUUUGUAAAGAUGUAAAACAACUUGAUGCACUGCAUUUUUAAUGGAAUAACAGUUUGUAUUUAUUAAAAAAAGGAAAAUAAAAAGCUGGUUACUUGA
Messenger RNA from Danio aesculapii, 2337 nucleotides. It is a transcript of the gene ndrg1a, whose product is annotated as N-myc downstream regulated 1a. The record is from RefSeq and is a predicted model, not a curated record. Lineage: Eukaryota; Metazoa; Chordata; Actinopteri; Cypriniformes; Danionidae. Gene Ontology annotation, cellular component: cytoplasm. Gene Ontology annotation, biological process: signal transduction. The transcript is spliced from 16 exons. The coding region runs from base 108 to 1286 and encodes 392 amino acids.